GCAGCCUUAGGGUCUCUUCAGUCUCUCCUGCAAACUGGCUGCUGCUGGGAGGUCACCCCUGCCGAGCCCGUGACCUGCAAGCACAAUAUUUGAUUUGGGAUCUAGGGCGGGCACCAGGCUUUGCAGAGCAGGAGACACUCUCACAUGCUGCUUGACACACGGGAGAUCCCGGAGAAGAGCAGCGAGGCUUUGGGAAGGAGGCUCUUAGCUUGGUCCUUCCAGCACCAGCACCAUGCAUUGGGCCACCAUCCUGAUCAUUGCUGGACUCUGUGGAACCUCCCUGGGUCAAUACAAUGAAGAAGAAGACCUGGCCUGGCUGCAGUACUACAUGAGGCAGUCCCGCAUGUCCUCCUACAACUACAUGCCCUACUACGAGGAUGAGAACACCCCCUAUGUCUACUCUUACCUCCCAGCUCCAGACACGGAGCCAGAGCCUGGCCCUGAACCUCAGCAAGCGCCUUCCUGGCAGUGUCCCCAAGAGUGUGAUUGUCCCCCCAACUUCUCAUCAGCCAUGUACUGUGACACCCGGAACCUGAGGUACCUGCCCUUCGUGCCUUCCCGGAUGAAAUACGUUUACUUCCAGAACAACAGGAUCACUGCCAUCCAAGAGGGAGCUUUUGACAAUGCCACGGAGCUGGAAUGGCUGGCGCUGCACAACAACCAGAUCUCCAGUGAGAAGAUGGGCAAGAAGGUCUUUGCCAAGCUCAAAAGACUGGAGAGGUUGUACAUGAACAACAACAACCUGACCAAGGUGCCCAGCCCUUUGCCACGGACUCUGAGAGAGCUCCACUUGUCUUAUAAUCAGAUCUCCAAGGUCCCCUCCAAUGCUCUGGAGGGUCUGGAGAACCUCACGGCUCUGUACCUCAGCCACAACUUCAUUUUUGAGAUGGGAGCAUCCCUCAAAGGGCUCAAGUCCUUGAUCCUUGCUGAUCUGAGCUACAACCACCUCAGGAAAGUCCCUGAUGGGCUCCCAAUGGCUUUGGAACAGCUCUACCUAGAAUACAACUACAUCAACACCAUCCCUGAUAACUAUUUCAAAGUCUCACCCAAGCUGCUCUAUGUACGGAUGUCCCACAACAGCCUGACAAAUCAAGGUCUCUCUACCAACACUUUCAACAGCAGCAGCAUCCUGGAGCUGGACCUCUCUUACAACAGGCUCCAGAAGAUCCCCCGUGUCAGCACCAACCUGGAGAACCUCUACCUUCAGGGGAACCAAAUCAAUGAGUUCUCCAUCAGCAGCUUCUGCUCCGUGGUGGACGUGAUGAACUAUUCCAGGCUGCAGGUCCUGCGGCUGGACGGGAACGAGAUCAAGAGGAACGCGGUGCCCCCGGACGCCCCCCUGUGCCUGCGACGUGCCACCAUCAUCGAGAUCUAGCCCAGCCCCUCCUGGCCCCCUCCCCAUCCUCAGGACUUGGCUCUCCCGUUCCUGGGGAGACACUCACUCCCA
Chaetura pelagica (chimney swift) is the source of this 1447-nucleotide messenger RNA. It is a transcript of the gene FMOD, whose product is annotated as fibromodulin. The record is from RefSeq and is a predicted model, not a curated record. Bases 233 to 1375 code for a protein of 380 amino acids. The transcript is spliced from 3 exons. Gene Ontology annotation, molecular function: protein binding. Lineage: Eukaryota; Metazoa; Chordata; Aves; Apodiformes; Apodidae.